Messenger RNA from Babjeviella inositovora NRRL Y-12698, 2039 nucleotides. RefSeq names its product Nem1-Spo7 phosphatase catalytic subunit. Gene Ontology annotation, molecular function: protein serine/threonine phosphatase activity. NCBI's taxonomy places the organism in Eukaryota, Fungi, Ascomycota, Pichiomycetes, Serinales. The transcript has a single exon. Bases 350 to 1576 code for a protein of 408 amino acids. The record is from RefSeq and is a predicted model, not a curated record.
UUUGCGUAGGAGAUUUUACCGAGUACUGAAGAUUCGUCGAUUUGAUAAACUGUUACAGGUUAAGCUACAACCAUCUUAGAAGGUAUACCCUCAGACUUAUCUUUCCAUAGCGUUGAUCCAGGCCCACUCCCUACCCAGCCUUUUUCCUCCUUGGUUUAUCGUACUCACAUUGCAGUUGUCAGUUGUUGGAAUCAGAUUCUAGUCUUUAUUUCCUGCUGUCAGUAGCGGUUCAUUCCUUUUUCACUCAUCCUAAGGCCGUCAUCCUAUAUUCUUGGUUUUUUAUUGUUUUUUUUUUGAGCCUUGAUUAACUCCCAGUCGCUGAUCUAUUUAUAGACCCAGAUCACUUGCCAUGAAUUCCAUCCAGUAUAUUGCCGGAAAUAUCGAAAAACUCCUCCACACGUCGAUUCCUGAGGAGUCGGAGCAGUAUUUUGGCGAAGCUCACCACAACUCUGAUGACGAACCUCACGACGACAUGUAUGACGCCUCGCGCCACAGCGGGCGUGAAGACUCUCCGUUCGACGAAGGGGAUCCUCCAAGGCGAAGUGAAUCGCCAUUUGAAAAAACGGAAGUCAGUGAAUCUAGAGGUGGGCAAUGGUUUCCUAAAAGGGCCAGUAGUGAAUCUCGAGGCGGUUCGCCGUUCAACAAGACAAAUAAAUCACUCCUGCUCUGGCUCUGGCUACCCACCUACCUCCUUCUCUACCCCCUCAUGUUCAUGCUCACUGUCCUUCUCUACCCUCUCAUGUUUUUCAUGAAGCCGCGCCCUUCCAAAGGUGGUAAAUCUGCAUCCAUACCCCUUGAUGAGGAGGGGUUCGAGGAGCCACUCCUGCGUGGCAGACGCCACAGUGGCAACAGCGAAAGCUACACGUUGCCCCUUGAUGCUGCCUUUCCACUGAUAGAAUCCGCUCUCGAUCCAAUAAAGUCAACCUCCAUUGCCCAGUACAUUUUUCCGCCGCCGCGCACGCUUCUUCCACGACUGGUCAAGAAGAAAACGUUAGUACUCGAUCUAGACGAAACCCUCAUCCACUCUCUCAGUCGCACUCCCCGCGGCGGUACUGCUGGCCACUCCUCCAACACCCAAUCCACAAUGAUCGAGGUCCGCUUGUCGAACAUGCAAGCAGCGACCCUCUACCACGUGUUCAAGCGGCCCUACUGCGACGAGUUUCUCCGUGCGGUCAGCAAAUGGUUCGAAUUGGUGGUGUUUACCGCAUCGGUCCAGGAGUACGCAGACCCCGUGAUCGAUUGGUUGGAGUAUGAGCAGCCCUACUUCAGCAGGAGGUAUUAUAGGAGACAUUGCACGUUGCGGCCAGGUGCAGGGUACAUUAAGGAUUUGGCCAAGGUGUGCCAGAGCGCCCCAACAGGCGUGGGAGAGGACCUUUCGAGCGUGGUGAUUGUGGAUAACUCGCCGGUGAGCUAUGCGAUGCAUGAGAAUAACGGAAUUAUGAUCGAAGGGUGGGUGAACGAUUCGCAGGACACGGAGUUGUUGAGCUUGAUGCCGUUACUUAAGGGGUUAAGGUUGGCAAGCGAUGUGCGAGUAAUGUUGGGAUUGAAAAAUGGGGAGGCAGCGUUUGAAGAGUAGCUGGAAGCCCUUACUGGGUAUGCCCCCCUCACCGCCACUUUUUUCAUUCUAUACUUUGCACCAGGCCCUGCCUUUCUCACCAUAUUUGGACGUUCUGUUCACCGCCAUGCCUCUGUUAAAACACCCAGAUAAGAGAUGUGAGAGUUCAAUUUUAACCAACCCUGUCAUUAGCCUUAGCUGACCCUGUCAUUGCUGCACAGUGGCUCACCCAUGACCAGGUUCAUACUACACCAACCUUGGAGCCAUUAAUUUUGAUCGGAUAUUUUGUCCUGGGAAGCAUCCCUUUCAUUGUGCUUCGUCUGUAUCCAUAGCCUCGAUCAUUUAUUGACCUUUUUCUUUUCCAUAUGCCUGCGCUCACGUUUUACGAAUGAUGACUACUCUAGAGUUUUUUAACGAGUUCUUUCGGCCCACUUUUCCAGUGGGUUUCAUGCAAUAUAUUUAUUACGAAGCCGGUGGUUUGUAU